Molecule: messenger RNA, 3161 nt
Organism: Hyposmocoma kahamanoa
Lineage: Eukaryota; Metazoa; Arthropoda; Insecta; Lepidoptera; Cosmopterigidae
Gene: Letm1
Product: mitochondrial proton/calcium exchanger protein
Exons: 7
Coding region: 15-2297 (760 amino acids)
Biological process (GO): intracellular monoatomic cation homeostasis
Cellular component (GO): mitochondrial inner membrane
Molecular function (GO): ribosome binding
Source: RefSeq, a predicted model, not a curated record
UUGUAACAUUCAAGAUGAACAGAUUAAUACUGAAUAAUUAUCGGUGUAUAAAAAAAUCAACCUUGCUGUGGGAGACCAAACAAUAUCAAAAUUUUCCAUACAUAGCCCUGUCAAGGUCAUUAUCGUACUACACAGCUCAGCCUGUCGGACUACGCCAUGAUAUCACUCAGAAGCCUUUCUACAAUUACACAUUAUACAACCAGGCCCAUUUCAGAGUUUUUUCAACAAGCCAAUAUUUCAAUGACAAACAACCUCUUAAACCAUCGUCAAAAGUUGAAGCCGCUGUUGAAACCAUCAAGAAGGAUAUAGAGGAAAAAGAAAAGGGUGUGAAAAAAGUAGUACAGAAGAAGAGUUUAAAGGAAAGAAUCAUGGACGAGCUUAGACAUUACUACCAUGGCUUUAGACUAUUUGUCCUUGAAAUAAGGAUAUCCAUCCCUCUUCUAUUUAAAAUAUUGAGAGGAGUGUCUUUAACACGUAGGGAGCACAAACUGUUGGUGACCACUAUAGGUGAUAUAUUCAGGAUGGUACCAUUUAUAAUCUUCAUUAUUGUCCCAUUUUUGGAGUUUACUCUUCCAAUUUUUAUUAAACUGUUUCCAAACAUGUUACCAUCCACUUUUGAGAGCAAAGAUCAAAAGGAUGCUAAACUCAAGCAACAUUUAAAAGUGAAACUUGAAAUGGCAAAGUUUUUCCAAGAGACUUUGGACCAAAUGGCUCCUCAAGCAAGUAAUAGACAUUCACAACUUGCUAAGGAGUUUUCACAGUUCUUUAAUAAAAUAAGGACGUCGGGAGAUGUUGCAACUAGUGAGGAGAUUAUGAAGUUCUCCAAGUUGUUUGAGGAUGACAUUACCUUGGAUUCUUUACAGAGACCGCAUUUGAUUGCACUGUGUAGAGUACUGAAUACAUCAUCUAUUGGUACAAGUGCUAUGUUACGGUUUAAUUUGAAGAUGAAACUUCGAUCCUUGAAAGCAGAUGACAAGACGAUAGCAAAAGAGGGUGUAGAUAGUUUAAACGUCAGUGAGUUGCAGCAGGCAUGCAAGAAUCGCGGUAUGAGGGCAUAUGGUGUGUCUGAGGAGCGAAUGAGGAAGGAACUGAGGAAUUGGUUGGAUUUAUCACUAAACGAGAAAGUGCCACCCUCACUACUGCUACUCUCACGAGCGCUUAUGGUGCCGGACCAUGUUCCUACAACCUACAAACUCAAGGCGACUAUAUCUGCUUUGCCUGAACAAGUUGCUACACAGACAAAGGCUGCUAUUGGAGAGUUAGAAGGCAAACUUGAUUUCAAGGCUAAAGCUGAUGUGAUCAAACUUGAACAAGAGAAGAUCAAGGAAGAGAAGAAAGAGAUGCAAGAAGCCGAAAGGGAGAAGCAGUUACUCGAAGCUAAGCUACGAGAAAAAGAGGAACUGAAAGACAAAGCUCCUAUCUUCGAUGAUGUCCCUCUGAUGGCAGACCCUGCCCCUGUCCUGACAACAGAUACACCGAAGCCCAAAACUGAAGAUGGCCUAUCAGGAAAGGACAUUGAAGUUAUUGAGGAUGCUUUAGAAAAAUUGGCUGAGCAAAAGAAGUCCUUAUUGCUAGAGAAGGAGAGUAUACAAGAGUUGAAGGCGGAGCUGUCGGAGUAUAGCGAAGAUGUCGAAGAGAUGCAGGAGAUUGUCAAGACUAAACAAGCCGAUAUUAAGCUGACUAAGGGUGCUCGCAGGUUAUACCGCGCAGUGAAUAACAUGAUAAGCAAAUUGGAUGCGGCCCUUGUCGAACUAGAAUCUAAGGAGAAAGCUCUAAAAUCCACCUUAGAACAAGCCAGCUCUGAACCACAGAAGGCCAAGGAGAAAUUAAUCCACAUCGACGAAUUGAUGCAUUCCAUAAAGAGCCUUCAGAAAGUACCUGACGAGGCUAAACUCAGAUUGAUUCAAGAUGUACUUGGAAGGCUGGAUGAUGACUUCGAUGGUCAACUCAAAAUUGAUGAUGUUUUGAAGAUAUUAGAGAUAGUAGGCAACGAACACGUACACCUCUCGGAGAAGCAAAUGUCUGAGCUGAUUGAGCUGUUGGACAAGGAAGAAAUUCUCGAGGUGGAGAGCAAAAUUCAAAAGGCGCUGAACAAAGCCGCUUCAGCCGCCAAGGAACAGGACAAGACUAGUGAAACUUCUGGCAAGAGUUUAUUCGACAUAAUCCGAGAGGCACAGAAGAGGCGGGAAAUGAAAAAGGCCGUUGAGAAGUUCGGAGAACAACGACCACUGCCCAAGAGCGAAGACAUUGUCGCCAACAAACCAGAAGAGUCUAGUAAACGACCCGACACACAUUGAUAGAUACCUUAGCUAAUGUGUAAAUAAAUAUUGACCCUUGUCGGUUCGUCUCUUUAAUUCGUUAGCAGUUUACGCUCUUUCUGGUUUGUUAACAAAUCGGGAACGUCGGCAUGUCGCUGCUGUGUAAAGUACUUCAUUAUUAAUACUACAUAUACGCAUACUUAUGUAGACAUUACGCUACUACUAUAACUUUAUAACCCUAAUGACAAUAAGCAUUUUGUAAUACUGAAUAAUCAAACGCGUAUAAUGUAAAUAAUACUUAUUACGGUCCCGUACAAAGUUGUUUUUUUUUCAUUCUUCUGUUGUUUAUCCGGUUUUUAUUUGAGAGAUUUAUUAUUUAUGCAUUUCUGUGAUCGCUAUUCAGUUGUAAGUUUUAUUUUUUAUUGUUAAUAUUUGCACAAAUUGUUGAGGUCGGCUUUUGUUUUUGAGUAAACCCAGUUAGUAAUAUCCCGAUGUUUGGUCUGAUUAUACUUGGGUUACGGUUUUAAGUAUUAAAACAUUGUUGCAUGAUAAUGCAACAUUGUGUUAUUAUUACUAUUGUCUUUGGCACGACACGAUAUCAUUUUCUGUGCAAUUUAUCCCAUAGACAACGCUGAGUCGCGCAUCUAAUGUAGCUAGGCUAUCAACAACCACCAUUACAUUGUGUAAUAGUUAAUUUAUAUUAUUUUGUUUAUAUUGUACAUUUCAACUUAAACUUUUCGUUUGUACACCAUUUUUAACAUUAAAAACGAUCAGUAUAGCUAUUGCGCUGUCUAUGUUCCUGUAAAGAAAAUUUCGGAACGGUUUUUUACUGUUAAUUGGUUAUUUUAAUAAUGUGGAUUGUGGUCUGCGCACCAAACAAACUGAUGCAUUAGGUGCCGAAAU